AUGCAACCGCAGUGCAUUAUUCCGUCCUGUAUUGCCGUGAAGGAAUAUGGAAAAAUUGGAAAUCGUGAUGCUAGACGCCUUGGUACUGGUCUUGAUGACCUCAACUUUUAUAUCGGCGAUGAAGCGAUCGCGGCUGACGGCAAGAAUGAUUUCUCCCUCAAGGCGAGUUUUUCUUCAUGGCCAAUUCGACAUGGCAUCAUUGAGGAUUGGGAUCUAAUGCAGCGAUUCAUGGAACAGGUGAUAUUCAAAGUCCUUCGCGCGGAACCCGAGGACCAUUACUUCUUGUUGACCGAGCCGCCACUAAAUACUCCGGAAAACCGGGAGUACCUCGCGGAAAUCAUGUUUGAGACCUUCAAUAUCCCCGGCCUCUACAUUGCCAUGCAGGCGACACUGGCUCUCAUCGCGUCGUGGGGUUCACGGUUGGACGGAAAACGCAGCCUCACGGGCACCGUUAUCGAUUCCGGUGACGGCGUGACCCACAUCAUUCCCGUGGUCGACGGCUACGUGGUUGGCUCCUGCAUCAAGCACAUCCCCAUCGCCGGCAGGGAUAUCACCUCGUUCAUCCAACAACUGCUGCGGGAACGCGAGACCGGCAUUCCGCCCGAGCUGAGCAUGGAGAUAGCGAAGAAGAUCAAGGAGACGUAUUGCUACGUUUGCCCAGAUUUGAGCAAGGAGUUCCAGAAGUACGACGCCGAACCCCAAAAGUGGCUCUGCACCAAGGAUGUGACGAAGCACCCAAAGUACCCGCCUGUAACUGUAGAUGUUGGCUAUGAACGCUUCCUGGGCCCUGAGGUAUUCUUCCACCCCGAGUUUGUGAAUCAGGAUUACACGAAGUCGGUGAGCUCUGUGGUUGAGGAGGUAAUCCAGAACUCACCAAUUGACGCUCGUCGUGGACUGUAUGCUAACAUCGUGCUCUCUGGAGGCAGUUCCAUGUUCAAGAACCUCGGUCGCCGUAUUCAGCGCGACAUCCAAGGCAUUGUGGACGCCCGUCUCAAGCUGACUGAGGAACUGACGCGCGGCCGAAUGAAGCCCACGCCAAUCGAGGUGAACGUGGUCUCCCACAAGAUGCAGCGCUACGCGGUCUGGUUCGGUGGAUCGCUUCUUGCCAGCACGCCCGAAUUCUACACCGCCUGUCACACACGCGCUCAGUACGAGGAGUACGGACCAUCGAUCUGUCGCCACAACCCUACCUUCGGUUCAUUGGUCUAG
Messenger RNA from Mesocestoides corti, 1209 nucleotides. The record is from the annotation of a GenBank genome assembly. Lineage: Eukaryota; Metazoa; Platyhelminthes; Cestoda; Cyclophyllidea; Mesocestoididae.